AUGGCAGAAUUGACAAAUAAAGUUGACUUUGACUUUGACUUUGACUUUGACCCUGUGACUGCCAAGGCCGUGGCAGGUUCCCAGGAGGUGUCCUGUGUGGUGGAUGAGAAGUCAGGUGACAUUGUUCUGUCAUUCGAGUCCUGCCAGAUAAACGAAGGCUCCAAGUUCAUCUGGAAGAAAGAUUAUAAAGAAAUCACAGAUUUCUCUAAAGGGGUAGUGAUUAAAUCUGAGGGCACCCACUCUAAGCUGAUCUUCAAGAACCCAGAUAAGGAAGACUUUGGGACGUAUUCUGUUUCUGUCACAAACACAGAGGGAGUGUCAUCCAGCUACACAAUCUCUAAUGAAGAGUUGGUAAAGAUGCUGGCGCUCAGUUAUGAUAUCAGACACCCAGUCAUCCCGCUGAAGUCUGAGUUGGCCUAUAAGAUUCUGGAGAGAGGCCGAAUGAGGUUCUGGCUGCAGGCUGAGGAGAUUUCUUCCAAUGUCACCUACAAAUUCUUUGCAAACAACAAGGAACUGUCUGGAGCUGAUCCCAACAAGAUGGGUCAUGACGUCGCUACAGGGAUCAUUGAGUUCAUCAUGGAUCAUUUCACUGAGGAGAAUGAGGGGACGUAUACCUGCCAGAUCACAGAUGGAGGAGGAAAGGCACAGAGCUCACUGGUUCUGAUUGGAAAUGCUUUCAAGGCAGCACUGGCUGAGGCCGAUUUCCAGAGGAGAGAGUACAUCAGAGUCAAAGAGGGCCCCCACUUUAGUGAGUUUCUAUCACUUCAGAUUGGGGAUGACUGCUCUGUCACUUUGGUCUGCAAGGUUGCUAACUUGAAGAAGGAAUCAGUGUUUCACUGGUUUAGAGAAGACACGGAGAUCAUCCCGGAUGUAAAACCUGACCUGGGAUCAGGAGUCUGUAAACUGCCAAUUAAAGAGUUUUCAAUGAAGACAGCAGGAAUUUACAAAGCCACCAUCAGCGAUGACAGAGGAAAAGAUAUGAGCCAAAUAAACAUUUCUGGAAAAGUCUUUGACGAUGCCAUAAACAAGCUCAGCCAACUGGCUGGAGCCAGUGCAGCAGAGCUUGUGAUAAACUGCACAGCAACAGGCAUUCAGCUGCAGUGUCACAUGAAGUAUUACACCUUAGAGAUGAACAUCACCUGGUAUAAUGGACUAAACUCUCCCACAGUGACAAGAUUGUGAUUGGUGGAACCCCGACUAUGGCAACAAUGGAGGUAGUUGAACCAGUGGAGAAGGACAAGGGCAAGUACUCCAUUGUGAUCACUGACCCUGAAAACUCACAUAAACGCACACUGGACCUCAGCGGUGAUGUAUAUGAGAAAGCCUUUGCAGAGUUCCAGAAACUAAAGGCUGAGGCAUACGCUGAGAAGAGUGGUGGGAGGACUGCCUGAUGUGGUCACCAUUAUGGAAAAGAAGACUUUGAGUUUAACAUGUACAGUGUGUGGAGACCCCAAACCUC
This is a messenger RNA of Pelmatolapia mariae (spotted tilapia), 1459 nucleotides long. RefSeq names its product M-protein, striated muscle-like. The coding region runs from base 1 to 1182 and encodes 393 amino acids. The record is from RefSeq and is a predicted model, not a curated record. NCBI's taxonomy places the organism in Eukaryota, Metazoa, Chordata, Actinopteri, Cichliformes, Cichlidae. The transcript is spliced from 18 exons.